Molecule: messenger RNA, 2476 nt
Organism: Hemibagrus wyckioides
Lineage: Eukaryota; Metazoa; Chordata; Actinopteri; Siluriformes; Bagridae
Exons: 16
Coding region: 443-2224 (593 amino acids)
Biological process (GO): protein autophosphorylation; negative regulation of apoptotic process; regulation of mitotic cell cycle
Cellular component (GO): cytoplasm
Molecular function (GO): ATP binding; protein serine/threonine kinase activity
Source: RefSeq, a predicted model, not a curated record
AGCCGGACCGUUAAAAACGUGACACACGGACACAAACACACACGUCCCGAAAUUCCUGUGGAAUCCAACCAAUCAGAUGAAGAACUCAAAAAUCCUGAAGCUCUUCCAAUUUUGUGUGCCACUUGUAUCGGGGACGAUGGGGUACGUUUGUCCAUCGUGGGACAGGAAAACGCUCUAAUGUGGGAAGUCGGAGUUUUGGACUUCCUAGUUAUCGCGAAGUAGCAACAACAACAACAACAACAACAGAGCCUAAUGCCAUAGACCUCUAACGCCUUAGUCCACUGACCUGUUGCCUCUCAUACGUGCAGGUGUCAGUGAGGACUUGUAUAAGUGACCCGUGGCAGUGGACAUCGUGAAACUCAAAGCUCCAGAGUCAAACCAGGGACUCUGUGUUACAUGUGGUCGAUUUAAAACAGUUUAACCUUUUGGUUCCCCCCAAAAAAUGUUAAGGACAACAGAAAUGCCCCAUCCUGACAGAGGGCCUCAUGCUCAUCCAAGCAGGCAAGGGAAUGCUGGUGUCCACCAAACUGAUGACGACUACCUGUCUGAUAGGGACAGUGUAAUUAUUCCUGGCCCUCUGAUGAGCAAUAAUAUGCAGAUGGAGGACCUGGUUGAUUUUAUCCUGAGGAAAUCUCAGGAGUGUCUCGAACAUGUGGAGCAACCUGAGCAAAAGGAGUCAUAUUUCUUCUGGAAGAUUAUGGAGCUUCUUUGCAAAAAGAAAGGAAAUGUAUUACUGCCUGAAGUUGCAGUGAUCCUUUUCAAGGGAUAUGGCUUGCUGAGACAAAAGCUUGGGGUUAAGAACCAAGACGGAUGGUGUCUUCCCCUGGCGCAGCUUUUAUGCUCCAAUGAACCAAAAUAUGAACACUUAAAAGCCGUGGUUAACAUGGGACAAAAGCUUGAUUCUGAAGGACUGACGUAUGCUGCACACAUCUGCUACGUGAUAGCACUGGAGGAGCUGAAAACAUGUCAUAGGCCGAGCUUUGAACUGAUUGGAUGUGACCGUUUGCCAGUCAGUCAGCCAGCCAUGAGGGAUGCUAUCGAGAGAACUGAGGUGUACGAAUACGUGUGCUCGCUGACCUCAGGGCUUGCCCAGCCUAACUUCCAGAUCUACAAGUGCUAUCACGCCAGCAGUCUAGCCGAGUAUGGACUUUUUAAUCAGGCCCUUGAUUACUGCGAGACCAUCGCCAGAGCGAUUGCCACCUUCCCUUGCAAAAUCACAAAGGCCACAUUGGAACAGACUAUUGCACUGUCCGAGAGACUACACAAAAGGAAGCGGAAUGAACCUGAGUGGCUGCUGAAACUUCGUCAGCUGCACAGAGCCAAUGUGUUUAAGCUUGAGGAAUGUGGCCUUAUGACCGGUGAGAUGCUCGCUCUCCAGUUUCCUCUUGGAGAGAACCGUAUUACUUCUGAGGAGGAGUUUGAUUCGCGAUACACUCUGGAGAAUCUGCUGGGAGAAGUAGGCUUCGGAUCCGUCCGUGUAGGUGUACGUAAGGCGGAUGGCAAACAGGUAGCCAUUAAACAUGUGGGCAAAAGUCGAUAUGAUGAAUUCAUCACCAUUCCUGGAGAGACACAGAGUGUACCUUUGGAGGUGGCAUUAAUGAAAAUGGUGUCCAAACCAUUUGGCUGUGAGAACGUGCUGGAGCUGAUAGAGUGGUUUGAGAUGGCCGAUUAUUACAUCUUGGUCCUGGAGCAGCCCAGCCCCUGUAUGGAUCUCCAUGAAUUUUGCAAACUUCACAAAGGUCGACUGUCAGAACCACUGGCUCGACAAAUCAUGCAUCAAGUGGUUCAGGCUGCCCGUCAUUGCUGUGACUGCGGCGUUCUUCAUGGAGACAUCAAGGCAGAGAAUCUGCUGAUCAAUACCGACACCCUGGAUGUGAAGUUGAAAGACUUUGGCUGUGGGGAUUUGCUCAAAGACACCCCCUACACAAAAUAUGCAGGCACUUGGGCUUUCUGCCCUCCUGAGUGGAUAUGUGAAGGACAGUAUUUGGGUCGUCCUGCUACAGUCUGGAGUCUUGGUGUACUGCUGUAUAACUUGGUGUGCAGAGACUUGCCUUUUCAUAAAGAGGACAACGUUUCUCGGAACACGCACUUGGCUCCCAGUUUGUCUGGCGAAUGCAGUGAUCUGAUAUGGUGGUGUCUGGAACAAGACCCUCACUCUCGGCCAACUUUCGAGGAAAUACUCAGCCACAAAUGGUUUAUGGGACUUCAGAACAUCAGAGAAUAGACCAAAUUAUAACGAUCUAAGAAUAGUGUAGACUAGACGGAUUUUACUGGAUCAGUAUUGCGUUAUGGAACAAAAAUUGCUGUGCAUAUGCAAUGUAUGUUUUUUUUUUUUAUGUGUUUUUUUUUUUAAUUUUAUUUAUUAGAGGGCCCAGGCAUAAAAGUUUAAAACAUUGUAUAGGCAUCCUACAGUGAUUGUUUUCUGUUUAUUGGCACAGGCACUGUAAAGUGUGCAAGAAAUUUCACUGUUCCUGAU